Molecule: messenger RNA, 822 nt
Organism: Ornithorhynchus anatinus (platypus)
Lineage: Eukaryota; Metazoa; Chordata; Mammalia; Monotremata; Ornithorhynchidae
Gene: PFDN4
Product: prefoldin subunit 4
Exons: 5
Coding region: 35-385 (116 amino acids)
Biological process (GO): protein folding
Cellular component (GO): cytoplasm; prefoldin complex
Source: RefSeq, a predicted model, not a curated record
UAAGGGGGCGGGGGAGGAGGGGGUCAGUCCCAAGAUGGCCGCCACCAUGAAGAAGGCGGCUGCAGAAGAUGUCAAUGUCACUUUUGAAGAUCAACAGAAGAUUAAUAAAUUUGCUAGGAAUACCAGUAGAAUCACAGAGCUGAAGGAAGAAAUAGACGUGAAAAAGAAACAGCUGCAGAACUUGGAAGAUGCUUGUGAUGACAUCAUGAUGCUGGAUGAUGAUUCUUUAAUGAUCCCUUAUCAAAUUGGUGAUGUUUUCAUUAGCCAUUCCCAAGAUGAAACCCAAGAAAUGUUGGAAGAUGCAAAGGGGACUCACAGUCUAAACUUGUUCGGAAAGACUGGUGACGGGAACAUGAAGGAUGUAAUAAAGAUAUUUCUGCUUUAAGAUGCAGAAAUAGGGGAAAUUUUUGCCCACUGCAUUCUGAAAAAUUUACAAGACGAGAUUGACGCAUUAGAGUCAAGAGUAACAUCUAUCCAGCGAGUGUUAGCUGACUUGAAAGUUCAGUUGUAUGCAAAAUUUGGGAGCAACAUAAACCUUGAAGCAGAUGACAGCUAAAUGCUGAAAAAUGCCACUUUAUACAAAUUUGUUAAAUACACUUGAAAAUGGAUAACUUUUCUUUAUAGGAUGUUGAAAGUGAUGCCACCUUUUUUUAGAACUUUUCAAUCUUAUGUUUCUAAUUAAAAGCAUGCUUAUUUUCAGAUGCAUACCAUUAUUUAUUAUUUUUUAAAAGAACAGUGUUGAACUUUGUACUUGCAGAACAGUUCCUGUAUAUCAAGAAUAUGGUCUUUGUUUUGUCUUUAUUAAAAUAAUCUAGCCAUCAA